CAAAAAGUGGCUAGAGUUCACACCAAAGACACUCCUUGAAACUAGAUCCUAAUAACAAGCCACCCGCUAAAUACUUACUUCUUUAGUGCAUUUUUUUCAUGACUUUCUUGCACUUCAACUAACCCUUUUACAUCUCCUAAAAAGAAAACCAUAACCUCCCUUCUUUGCUCUCCCUUUGAGUGAUUUUGUCAAGAUUCUUGCCAUAAAACACGCAACCAAUGUGUGUAUAUAAACCAACAUCAAUAAUAAACUUUUCAUCUCAUCCUUUUGCUCAAAUACAAAAAAAUUGAAGAGAUGACAACCAAAUCAAGUGUCGGAAAAGCCAACAUCUUGGCUCUUGGGAAAGCAUUCCCUCACCAACUUGUUAUGCAAGAUCUACUUGUUGAAGGCUAUUUUAAGGAUACCCAUUGUGAUGACCCGGAACUCAAACAAAAGCUCACUCGACUAUGCAAAACUACAUGUGUGAAAACAAGGUAUGUGGUUAUGUCACAAGAGAUACUCGAGAAAUACCCCGAGUUAGCACUCGAAGGCUUACCAACAGUCAGACAAAGACUAGAGAUUGCCAACAAGGCGGUUACACAAAUGGCAAUCGAAGCCUCACAAGCAUGCAUCAAAAAAUGGGCCCGGCCCAUUUCUGAUAUCACCCACUUGGUUUAUGUUUCCUCUAGCGAGGCCCGACUCCCAGGUGGCGAUAUUUACUUAGCCAAAGGGCUUGGGUUAAGCCCAAACACCAACCGGGUCCUACUUUACUUCUCGGGCUGCUCAGGCGGUGUAGCAGGACUACGGGUUGCUAAAGAUAUAGCCGAAAACAAUCCGGGAAGCCGGGUCCUGCUUGCAACAGCUGAAACCACUAUUGUCGGGUAUAAACCACCGAAUGUGAAUCGCCCGUAUGACCUAGUUGGGGUUGCCCUUUUUGGAGAUGGUGCAGGUGCGAUGAUGAUCGGGUCGGACCCCACCGGGCCCGAAAGCCCGUUGUUUGAGUUGCAUACUGCGAUACAAAAUUUCUUGCCCGACACUGAAAAGGUUAUUGAUGGGAGGCUAAGUGAAGAGGGGAUUAGCUUUAGGUUAGAUAGAGAUCUUCCUGAAAUCAUUGAGGAUAAUGUGAAGGGGUUUUGUGACAAGUUAAUGGGCUAUUAUGGGCCUAACGAGAUGGCAUAUAAUGAUUUGUUUUGGGCCGUGCAUCCUGGUGGGCCGGCUAUAUUGAACAAGCUAGAGAAGAAACUUGAUUUAUUGCCGGAUAAAUUGAAUGCAAGUAGAAAGGCUUUGGCGGAUUAUGGAAAUGCAAGUAGUAAUACGAUUGUGUAUGUGUUGGAGUAUUUGAUUGAAGAGGGUUUGAAGAGGAAGAAAGAAGGGAAAGAUGGUGGGCCUGAUUUGGGCCUUAUUUUGGCUUUUGGGCCUGGGGUUACAUUUGAAGGUAUUCUUACAAAGAACUUGACCGUGUAAUAACGCUCUUGUUUUGAGUCUCAAAAGUUGACUUCAAUUCCCAAUAAAAUAAAUAAAGUAUUGUUUGGAAAUUGAAAGUCAAAACAG
Molecule: messenger RNA, 1530 nt
Organism: Lactuca sativa (garden lettuce)
Lineage: Eukaryota; Viridiplantae; Streptophyta; Magnoliopsida; Asterales; Asteraceae
Gene: LAP5
Product: Chalcone and stilbene synthase family protein
Biological process (GO): polyketide biosynthetic process
Molecular function (GO): acyltransferase activity, transferring groups other than amino-acyl groups
Source: RefSeq, a predicted model, not a curated record